AUGGACCAGUCUCUGCAGCUCGCCAUUAAUCACGGACUGCCUUUGGCGGGGAAGAAUGCAGAAGACACGGAGCAUUUACUGUUGGUUUCCCUUACGGAACUUGAAGACGCCGACGAAGCGAGCCUUGUCCAGAAUUUUCAGCAUUCGCUGCAUGGCAAAAACGUUGACAUUCACUCAUGGAGACCGUCUACUGAAGUGCUGCAGGCAAUCGCGCACCAAGGUCAACACCGGGAUAGCCAGACCAACCUUUACGCAAUGGGUAUCCUGGCCCAUCGCGCAGGAUGGACGAGCCUGAUCGUUGCGGACGAACUGACGAAACGCCAGCUCAAGGGAACUUGUCGAGUGGGUGAAAAUUCUUCGAUUUCCAUGGUCAUGAUUGCUAUUCAAUCAUCUAACACGCAGCCGGGUCAUGAAGUUCGCGUGGUUGCCAAACGUACAACUGGAGAAGACAAAAACAACGCGGAGUUGAUGGCGACAAUGCAGACCUUUGAGCCGCAAGAAGUGAAUGAGUACAACAACGAGAUGUUUACAAACGACGGCUUGGUGCUUCAUGACACGGAUCGAGGUGUGUUUACCGGUGAUAUAGCAGCGAGGCUGGAGUGGGAGGAAUGCUCGAUUAGGGGCUCAACUACAGAAGAUGCCUCAUGGGCAAUUAAUCAUGGAGCACAACCCGUUGCGUUACCGUCAUGGGUGUACCAUGACAACCGCCAUCUGAACAUCUUCCUAAUGUUCCCAACCGCAGAGGACGAGCUUGCAAAUAUCAAAUCAACACUGCAGAGCGCCGCGCGGAAGUGCCACCAAAAAUACGGCGGCCAGGACCAGGAGAUGGCCAUUCAAUUGAUUCCAUGGGAGUAUCAUUAUGUGGCGUCUCGGCGCGGAUUACUCAACCUGUGGGACGGAUAUCAGCAGCAGAUUCUGGCCAACGACUAUUCGUCAAGAAUUUACUUCCUGCUGGAACCCACUAAGGAUACCGAGCGUGUCCUUAUCGGAAUUCUGAACUAUGACAUGCUAAAACCAGCCAUUGUGUCGUGGAUAUCUCUGGAGCAGGUAAUCAUAAAAGAGCAGCGCUGGGGAUUAUCCGCCAAAGAAUGCCUGGAUCGUCCGAAGCCGCACAUUCCAGAGAGCCAGGAGUCAGAGCUCAUGUAUCCGCCAGAACAACCGUUCUAUGUGAACAAUCCGCCUUGGCUCCCGGCCGAUGACCGCAUCAACUGGGUGCCAGUGUUUUACCUUACUAGUAACCUGACCAAGGAUCAGGACCAGGCAGUUCGCGCUGAGCUCCACACGACGAAUACGUUUGACCUCGAGCAAUGGGACAAACACUGUUGUUUUGUUCCCUGGAAAGACGGCCAGCGAGAUGGGACAUUGGAAGACAUGUGGGAUAUUUUCUGGGAUGUUUACACGUAUAGGAGAGAUCGCGCGACGUCAAUUACUCCACCUCUCCCUAUCUUCUUUAUCGACCAACAAUCUGGACAUGACCUGACAGUCAUCGCGGUGGACUCUGACAUCCUCUACACCAGAAAGUCAAACACUGCUGCGGCGGAGAUUCUCAAGAAUACACCGGCUCGAAAGGUCAGAGGAUUCUUUCACGGUCGACUCAGCGGUCGGGACGCACAUAUGGCACAUGCGAACUUGAGCAUCGCAAACAUGGGAUUUGACGAAUUUACCGAGGCGAAUCAGUUCCCAAGACCGGGUUGGCCAGGGCACGGGAUACUGGAAGACGAUGAGUGA
Aspergillus glaucus CBS 516.65 is the source of this 1728-nucleotide messenger RNA. RefSeq lists its product as uncharacterized. The transcript has a single exon. The record is from RefSeq and is a predicted model, not a curated record. NCBI's taxonomy places the organism in Eukaryota, Fungi, Ascomycota, Eurotiomycetes, Eurotiales, Aspergillaceae. Bases 1 to 1728 code for a protein of 575 amino acids.